GGCAGAGCUGCCUUGAGCAAAAUGGAGAAAGUUACACAAGCUGUCACAGAAGCUGCUAACGAGCUUGGAUUCCCAGUUCUGAAGCCAGAACAGUUGGAAGUAGUCACUUCUUUUCUGAGAGGCAGAGAUGUCUUUGCUGUAUUGCCUACUGGAUUUGGAAAGAGCCUUUGCUAUGCUUAUUUGCCUGCAGCAUUUGACAAAAUAUUGGAGAAGGAGAAAGGUCAUACUAUUGUAGUAGUAGUCACUCCUCUGCUGGCCAUCAUUCAUGAUCAGGUAGCCAUCUAUUGUUCUAAAGGCAUCUCUAGCACAUAUGUCUCGGGCGAGAUGUCUGAUGCAGCUACAAUGGAUGCGAUCUUCCACAGAAAGUACCAGCUAGUAUUCUUUACACCUGAAAUGAUCAUCAGCAAGAAGCAUUGGAGAAGACUUCUGGGGGGAGAUGUGUAUGCUAAUAGACUCAAGGCUUUGAUAAUCGAUGAAGCUCAUUGUGUGAAGAAAUGGGGUGAGACUUUCAGGCAAAUGCUGUUGAGAAUUGGAGAAGUGCGCAGCCUCAUUCCAACAUCAGCUCAUGUGAUGGCACUAACAGCAACAGCUACCCGAAGUGACAUUUCAUUCAUUUCUCGUAUUGUUGGCCUAAGAAACCCAUUUGUCAUUACGAGAGUCCCAGUAAUCCCAAAUUUGAUUUAUGCUGUUGGAUUGUUCAAAAGUAUACCAGAGACAUUCCAAAACUUGGCCCAGAAAUUGGUAAUCGAGAGAAACAAGUUUCCCAAAACAAUCAUAUAUGGACGUUCUUUUGGAGUGUGUGGUGACAUGUAUACCUCUUCUUUAAGGAUUACCUUGGAGCUGCAUUCACAAAUCCUGAUGAUGCACCUAAUCUUCCUGAAUUUCGCCUCGUGGGCAUGUUUACAAGUGUCACUGAUCCAGCCCAUAAAUCUGAAAUCAUUCGUUUAUUUAAGGGUGAUGGCAAUCUUCGCAUUGUUGUAGCUACUAUGGCAUUUGGCAUGGGUGUUGAUUGUCCCAACAUUCGGCAAAUCAUUCAUGUUGGCCUGCCAGACGAUAUCAGUAGCUAUGUACAAGAGACUGGUAGAGCAGGUCGA
This is a messenger RNA of Halichondria panicea, 1094 nucleotides long. Its product is annotated as ATP-dependent DNA helicase Q1-like. Gene Ontology annotation, biological process: double-strand break repair via homologous recombination. Gene Ontology annotation, cellular component: chromosome; nucleus; cytoplasm. The coding region runs from base 22 to 981 and encodes 319 amino acids. The record is from RefSeq and is a predicted model, not a curated record. NCBI's taxonomy places the organism in Eukaryota, Metazoa, Porifera, Demospongiae, Suberitida, Halichondriidae. The transcript has 3 exons. Gene Ontology annotation, molecular function: ATP binding; 3'-5' DNA helicase activity; four-way junction helicase activity.